Messenger RNA from Pipistrellus kuhlii (Kuhl's pipistrelle), 4993 nucleotides. It is a transcript of the gene ACE, whose product is annotated as angiotensin I converting enzyme. The transcript is spliced from 25 exons. Gene Ontology annotation, molecular function: peptidyl-dipeptidase activity; metallopeptidase activity. The coding region runs from base 17 to 3961 and encodes 1314 amino acids. Gene Ontology annotation, biological process: proteolysis. NCBI's taxonomy places the organism in Eukaryota, Metazoa, Chordata, Mammalia, Chiroptera, Vespertilionidae. Gene Ontology annotation, cellular component: plasma membrane. The record is from RefSeq and is a predicted model, not a curated record.
CACCGCGCACCGCGCCAUGGGGCCCGCGCCGGGCCGCCCGGGGCCGCCGCCGCCGCUGCUGCCGCCGCUGCUGCUGCUGCUGCUGCUGCCGCCGCCGCCGCCCCCCGCGCUGGCGCUCGACCCCGACAUGGAGCCCGGAGACUUCUCCGCGGACGAGGCGGGGGCGCAGCGCUUCGUGCAGAGCUUCAACCCCAAGGCCGAGCAGGUGCUGUACCAGAGCUCGCUGGCCAGCUGGGCGUUCGACACCAACAUCACCGAGGAGAACGCGCGGCGCCAGGAGGAAGCCACCCUGCUCAACCAAGAGUUUGCCGAGGUCUGGGGCAAAAAGGCCAAGAAACUGUUCGACCCAAUCUGGCAGAACUUCACGGACCCAAUCCUGCGCAGGGUCCUCGGCGGCGUGCGCAUUCUGGGCCCCGCCAACCUGCCCCUGAAGAAGCGGCAGCAGUACAACUCGCUGCAAAUCCACAUGAACAGGGUCUUCACCUCGGCCAGGGUCUGCUACCCCAACAUGAACGAGAGCUGCUGGUUCCUGGACCCAGACCUCAUGCACAUCAUGUCUGCCACGCGGAACUACGGGCUGCUGCUGUACGUCUGGGAGGGCUGGCACAAUGCCGUGGGCAUCCCGCUGAGGCCCCUGUUCCAGGAAUUCACUGCCCUCAGCAAUGAGGGCUUCCAGGGAGAUGGCUUCGCAGACACAGGGGACUACUGGCGCUCCUGGUAUGAGUCGCCCACCUUCGUGGAGGACUUGGAGAGCCUCUUCCAUCGAAUUGAGCCCCUCUACCUGAACCUCCAUGCCUACGUCCGCCGCAAGCUGCACCGGCGCUACGGGGACAGAUACAUCAACCUCAGGGGGCCCAUCCCCGCUCACCUGCUGGGGGACAUGUGGGCCCAGAGCUGGGACAACAUCUACGACAUGGUGGUGCCUUUCCCUGACAAGCCCAGCCUGGACAUCACCAGUAAGAUGGUGCAGAAGGGCUGGAACGCCACACACAUGUUCCGGGUGGCAGAGGAGUUCUUCACCUCCCUGGGGCUGCUGCCCAUGCCUCCGGAGUUCUGGGCAGAGUCCAUGCUGGAGAACCCCAACGACGGGCGUGAGAUAGUGUGCCACGCCUCCGCCUGGGACUUCUACAACAGGAAGGACUUCAGGAUCAAACAGUGCACGCGGGUCGCCAUGGAGCAGCUGUCCACCGUGCACCACGAGAUGGGCCACAUCCAGUACUACCUGCAGUACAAGGACCAGCCUGUCUCCCUGCGCCAAGGGGCCAACCCUGGCUUCCACGAGGCCAUCGGGGACGUGCUGGCGCUCUCUGUCUCCACGCCUGCACAUCUGCACAAAAUCGGCCUGCUGGACCAAGUCGUCAAUGACACGGAAAACGACAUCAAUUUCUUGCUGAAGAUGGCGCUAGAGAAGAUCGCCUUCCUGCCCUUCGGCUACCUGGUGGACCAGUGGCGCUGGGCCGUCUUCAGCGGCCGCACCUCCCCUUCCCGCUACAACUUCGACUGGUGGUAUCUCCGAGUCAAGUAUCAGGGCAUCUGUGCUCCAGUUAUCCGAAAUGAAACCCACUUCGAUGCCGGAGCCAAAUAUCACAUCCCAAACAUGACACCGUACAUCAGGUACUUUGUGAGUUUUAUCCUGCAGUUCCAGUUCCAUCAAGCCCUGUGCAAGGAGGCAGGCCACCAGGGCCCACUGCACCAGUGUGACAUCUACCAGUCCACCAAGGCAGGGGACAAGCUCCGGGAGGUGAUGCGGGUGGGCUCCUCGCGGCCCUGGCAGGAGGUGCUGAAGGAAGCCAUCGGCACAGAUGCCCUGGAUGCGCAGCCGCUGCUCAGCUACUUCCAGCCCAUCAGCCAGUGGCUACAGGAGGAGAACCAGCGGAACGGCGAGGUCCUCGGCUGGCCGGAGUAUCAGUGGCAGCCUCCGCUGCCCAACAAUUACCCACUCAACAUCGGUAAAGCUCUGAUCAUGGUGACCGAUGAAGUGACGGCCAGAAGCUAUUUGGAGGAAUAUGACAAGAAGUCCCAGGUGGUGUGGAAUGAGUAUGCGGAGGCCAACUGGAACUACAACACCAACAUCAGCAGAGAGACCAGCAUGAUCCUGAUGGAGAAGAACACGCAGAUGGCAAACCACACGGUGGAGUAUGGCUCCCGGGCCAGGCUUUUUGACAUUACCUACUUCCAAAACGCCACCCUAAAGCGGAUGAUACACAAGAUUCAGGACCUAGAACGGGCAGCGCUGCCUACCGCGGAGCUGGAGGAGUACAACCAGAUCCUGCUGAACAUGGAAACCACCUACAGCGUGGCCUCCGUGUGCCUCCCGAACGGCACUUGUCUGCAGCUGGAGCCGAAUCUGACGAAUCUGAUGGCCACAUCCCGGAAAUAUGAAGAGCUAUUAUGGGCGUGGAAGAGCUGGCGAGACAAGGUGGGGAGAGCCAUCCUCCCUUUUUUCCCCAAAUAUGUGGAACUCUCCAACAAGGCUGCCCGGCUCAAUGGCUACGCAGACACAGGGGACUCGUGGCGAUCCAUGUACGAGAUGCCAACUCUGGAGCAAGACCUGGAGAACCUCUUCCAGGAGCUGCAGCCGCUCUACCUGAACCUGCACGCCUACGUGCGCCGGGCGCUGCACCGCCACUACGGGCCCCAGCACAUCAACCUGGAGGGCCCCAUCCCGGCUCAUCUGCUGGGAAACAUGUGGGCCCAGACCUGGUCCAACAUCUAUGACUUGGUGGUUCCCUUCCCUUCAGCCCCCAGGAUGGAUGCCACGGAGGCCAUGAUAAAGCAGGGCUGGACACCCAGAAGGAUGUUUGAGGAGGCAAACAAUUUCUUCAUCUCCUUGGGACUGCUGCCCGUGCCCCCCGACUUCUGGAACAAAUCGAUGCUGGAGAAGCCAACCGAUGGGCGGGAGGUGGUGUGCCAUGCCUCCGCCUGGGACUUCUUCAGCGGCAACGACUUCAGGAUCAAGCAGUGCACCACCGUGAGCAUGGAGGACCUGGUGGUGGCCCACCACGAGAUGGGCCACAUACAGUAUUUCAUGCAGUACAAGCACUUGCCUCUGACCUUCCGGGAGGGCGCCAACCCGGGCUUUCACGAAGCCAUCGGGGAUGUGCUGGCCCUCUCCGUGUCUACCCCCAAGCACCUACACAGCAUCAACCUGAUGAACAGCGAUGGUGGCAGCUACGAGCAAGACAUCAACUUUCUGAUGAAGAUAGCACUCGACAAGGUCGCCUUCAUCCCCUUCAGCUACCUCAUUGACCAGUGGCGCUGGAGGGUGUUUGAUGGAGGCAUCACCAAGGAGAACUACAACCAGGAGUGGUGGAGCCUCAGGCUGAAGUACCAGGGCCUCUGUCCACCAGUGGCCAGGUCUCAAGACGACUUUGACCCAGGGGCCAAGUUUCACAUUCCUUCAAGUGUGCCUUACAUCAGGUACUUCGUGGGCUUCAUCAUCCAGUUCCAGUUCCAUGAGGCGCUGUGCCAGGCGGCUGGGCACAAGGGCCCCCUGCACCAGUGUGACAUCUACCAGUCCAAGGAGGCGGGGAAGCGCCUGGCGGACGCCAUGAAGCUGGGCUACAGCAAGCCGUGGCCCGAAGCCAUGCAGCUGAUCACAGGCCAGCCCAACAUGUCGGCCUCAGCCAUCAUGAACUACUUCAAGCCGCUGCUGGACUGGCUCCUCACCGAGAACGGGCGGCACGCGGAGCAUCUGGGCUGGCCUCAGUACAACUGGACGCCGGACUCCGCUCGCAGAGAAGGCUCCUACCCGGGCAAUGGCCGAGUCAACUUCCUAGGCCUGAACCUAGAGGAGCAGCAGGCCCGCGUGGGCCAGUGGGUGAUGCUCUUCCUGGGCAUCACCCUGCUGGUGGCCACCUUGGGCCUCACCCAGCGGCUCUUCAGCAUCCGCCACCACACCGUCCACCGGCCCCACCGCGGGCCCCAGUUCGGCUCCGAGGUGGAGCUGAGACAUACCUGAGGUGAUGACCGGGCCGCGCAGGCCAGCUGGGGAGCAUCGGCCAUUGAGACACUGGGAUAGGGACCUGGGGCGGGCCCCAAACCCCCCACUCUCACCGCUCACCCCAGCCCUCCCUCCCCCUCCUGCCCCGACCCUCCUCCCCUUCUGCCUCCAGUUCUGCGCCGAGAAUCCGUCCUCCAGACCCAGAGCCACCGUGACCCCUGCCCCCGGGUCCCCGGGCACCAGGCCACCUAACAAGGAACCCCCUCCCAGUCUCUCUGCAAAUACAAUUAAAGGUCCUGCCCUCCCGUCUGCGUCUGUGUCCCUCGCUGGGAAGCCAGGAACAGGGUCAGGGAUGCUCUCCCACCUCCUGGCAGUCAAACGGGUCACUUCAAUGGGCGUCUUCAUCCCCCUCCAAGAAGAGCCUGGGAAAAUGCCCCCGGAGCUCUGGCCCGGGCACCACCCCGCAGCGCCCACGCCUGCCUUCCCUCCCGCCCAGGCAAUCGGCCAGUGUCCUGCCUUGGCAGGCAGCCCCUGCCUGGCCGGGGCACCAACCCAGGAGGACUCUGGGAAGCAGACAUUCUGGCCUCCCCACCUCACAUUUCCAUGUGCUGGGGAGUCCUAAAACCCCAGCUGUUCCCAUAAAUGGCCACGUCCUCGGAGGGAAGGCUCCCCUGGGGGAAGGUGCCUUGCAUGUGCCUGACUCAUGAGGGAGCAGAACUGGCCCCGUGGCCACCUCAAGCUCCUACCCCCGCCAGCUCCCUGUCCACUUACAGUAUGCUCCAGCCAGGCCCCUUUGCCCCAGCCGGAGGAGGGCCCUAAAUGCCGGAGCACGGCAGGAGCCAGAGCCGCCCCAGGAACUCCCUGCCAGGUGCUGCCCCGCCUGUGGCCCCCGCGCAUGCCCUCACCCUGAGCCUCCCCUCAGGAGGCCAGUAUGGAUUUGAGGGAGUGUCAUUUUGAGGAACACAUUUUCAUAGCUUUUAUGUUUACUGUAGAAAAUUUGUAAAAUGCAGAAAACUUUAAAGAAAUAAAAACCCUUUAUGUUGAUAAGAG